Molecule: messenger RNA, 2881 nt
Organism: Mya arenaria
Lineage: Eukaryota; Metazoa; Mollusca; Bivalvia; Myida; Myidae
Product: histone deacetylase 3-like
Exons: 14
Coding region: 92-1393 (433 amino acids)
Molecular function (GO): histone deacetylase activity
Source: RefSeq, a predicted model, not a curated record
UUUGCUGUAGUCGGGGACUCUUCACAAAGGAGACCAAUAUGUCAAACAGUUUGGAAAAAUAAACAACGCUUUGAUUAUCUAAUUUACCAAGAUGCCAUCAUCACCGGUCGUUGCUUAUUCGUAUGAUCCAGACGUGGGGAAUUUUCAUUAUGGACCUGGACAUCCGAUGAAGCCACAGAGGAUCGCCCUCACCCACUGCCUUGUGAUGCACUAUAACCUUCACAAGAAGAUGCAGGUGUACCGCCCAUACCAAGCGUCUGUGCACGACAUGUGCCGCUUCCAUUCCGAAGACUAUAUAGACUUCUUAAAGAGAGUCUCCCCACAGAAUGUACAGAACUUCACGAGGCAGCUCAGCAUGUUCAACGUUGGAGAUGACUGCCCAGUGUUUGAUGGUAUCUAUGACUUCUGCUCCAUGUACACUGGCGCUACCCUGGAAGGUUCCGUUAAACUCAACAAUAAUGAUUGUGACAUAGCAGUGAACUGGUCAGGUGGUCUUCAUCAUGCCAAGAAAUAUGAGGCGUCAGGGUUCUGUUAUGUAAAUGACAUUGUCAUAGGGAUCCUUGAACUGCUCAAGCACCACCCGCGAGUGUUGUAUAUAGACAUUGACAUUCACCACGGAGACGGGGUGCAGGAGGCGUUCUACCUGACUGACCGCGUGAUGACUGUAUCCUUCCACAAGUUUGGGAACUACUUCUUUCCUGGGACAGGAGACAUGUUUGAGAUAGGUGCAGACUGUGGGCGCUACUACUCUCUCAAUGUGCCACUACGUGAGGGCAUGGAUGACGCCAAUUACAUGAGUGUGUUCAAGCCAGUUAUACAGCAGGUUCUAGAAUACUACAAGCCAACAGUCAUAGUGCUACAGUGUGGGGCAGACUCAUUGGGCAGUGACAGACUAGGGUGCUUCAACCUCAGCAUUAAGGGACAUGGUGAAUGUGUACGUGUAGUGAAGGAGUUUGGCCUGCCUCUGCUUGUGCUUGGUGGGGGUGGCUACACGAAGAGGAACGUGGCCCGCUGCUGGACUUACGAGACUGCGGUCAUCCUCAACGAGGAAAUCAGUAACGACAUACCAUAUAAUGAAUAUCUGGAAUAUUUUGGUCCUGACUUUGUUUUACACCCUGACAUCUCAACGAAACAAGAGAAUCUCAACACUAAACAGUACCUGGAGAGCCUACGUCAGAUGGUGCAUGAGAACCUGAAGCAGGUGGCAUUCUCCCCGAGCGUGGAGAUGCAGGACGUGCCGCCAGACCUCCUCUCCUUUGACAACACGGAGGAGCCAGACCCAGACAUCCGUAACUCACAACAAGACCAGGAUAAGAGAAUUGAAGCAAACAACGAGUUCUAUGACGGGGAUAAAGACAAUGACAAGGAAAACGACGGCUUCCUCGAUGUUUGACAACGGUUUGUGAGGAUAGGACAGGGUGAAAAUUUGGAAUUGUGUGGCUGGACCAGCAUAACAGGACAAAUAGCAGCAGGAAAAGUUACCUAUAUAGUGCAUGUGUAACGUUUCCAGGAAAAUUCUUGUGUAAUGUGUCUCCAGUAUGGAAAUAUUGUAUUGUGUUUGUGUGUCGUAAGAUGAUCUCAACACUAAGGGAGAGGUGUGAAGUUUCUGCCUUCACAUUCAUUAACAUGUUUCAGAUAUCAUUCAUUUAAUUUGAACAAUUUACUACAUUUUCUAUCUGGUGCAAUAUAACCCAAGUACAGAGAGUAGGUCCUAGCAGGCCUGUUUGAAAAAAAAACAACAACACUUAUUUUGAAGGCUUAUCAUAAAAAACAACAACACAGGACUGUAGCAUACUUGCUUAAUUUGGCUGUUCAGCUAAAGUUUGACUGUUUUACUGUACAGGAAUAUGACCUAACACAGCAUCAUGAGGGAUCAUAAAGGUAUUACUUUUGGUGUCAGUCUAUUCAAGUUAGCAAAAUAUUGUGCAGGCAAUAACUAUAGAGUAUUUAUUAUGAAGCCACGGUGAAACUUGGUGACAUUGUUUUUGGGCCUAAUGUCUUGGUCAAGUUAAACUGUGGGUGAAAUUGUCUCAGUAACCCUCAGUGAUUCCCCCAUUGCAUAAAGGAAUGGUAGGCUCAUGUCAUCACGAUUAAAUUGACAGUGGUUGUAGGCAUGAUGUUUGAUGAAAUUUGAUCAUUAAAUAUAUUGCUCAAGUUACACCAGAGUUAUGCCCCUUUAGUAAUCAAAUACAACUGGCUUAUUAUGGUUGGAACAGAGUUAUGCCCCUUAAGUAAUCAAAUACAACUGGCUUAUUAUGGUUGGACCAGAGUUAUGCCCCUUUAGUAUUCACAUACAACUGGCUUAUCGUUGGACCAUAGUUAUGCCCCUUUAGUAUUCAAAUACAACUGACUUACUACAAGGUCUUGCUUCUGUUACAUUAACAUUUGUAUUCGUUUGACUUAGGUGGGCACCCAAACAGGCAGUGAUGCAACCAUUUCAAUUUUUUUAAACACUUAUAAAGGCCAAGUAUCACAGAAAUAUGCUCAACUGUACAAUAUUUGUGUUGUAAGUCUGUAAUAUGAAAUGUAGAUCUGUCUGUCUGAAUAAAAAGAAACAUCAGUGGAAAAUAAUGUUUUAUUUUUAUUAUCAUAAUUACAAUGCAGGUAUGGAGCAUUAAACAUAAUGAUAUUGCUAGCCAGGUGGAUAGUUAGUUACAUGGUAGGAAUAACAACACACAGACUCUAGUCUAGAUAGUCAAAACGCUGUAGGACAUCAGGCUUCCUUAAAUUUGAAUCAUUUAUAUCAAAACACUAUGAAAUAAAUACCAUAUAAUACAGGAAUAUGUAUUUUCAAAGAGGUCCUAAUUUAAAGAGUGUACAUUACUUCUGAAAUAAUAGGAUUUAUGUGUAAUAUAUGACAUAUGAAUAAAACAUAACUUGA